Molecule: messenger RNA, 3579 nt
Organism: Athalia rosae (coleseed sawfly)
Lineage: Eukaryota; Metazoa; Arthropoda; Insecta; Hymenoptera; Athaliidae
Product: E3 ubiquitin-protein ligase COP1-like
Exons: 2
Coding region: 851-2956 (701 amino acids)
Biological process (GO): proteasome-mediated ubiquitin-dependent protein catabolic process
Molecular function (GO): ubiquitin protein ligase activity; protein binding
Source: RefSeq, a predicted model, not a curated record
GACGGCGUUGAGUCAUUCGUUGUAAGUUGGUCAAGUACGACUUUGCGUCACCGCGAUACUCGGUGAUUCUCGUUCGGGGAACGAUUUUCAAAGGUUUUUGGCGAACGACGCGGAAGCGAAAAUUGCGCGGCUCACGGCGUACCGCGUUGACCUAGGUUCGGGUCGUUUUACGUCCGGAGACCGAUACGUAGCCGGGGAUGUUUGUAGCGCUGUGCCACGGUUGCGCGCGUCUCGUUGUCUCUCCUCUUUGACUUUAUCGAGUGGAACUACGACGACGACGACGACGACGACGACGACGACGAGGAGGAGGACGACGACGCAGAGCGGGGCAGGUGAGUCGAAUGGCGCCGAGCGUGCGGUCAGCUUCUCGCCGCCCUCGUCCUCGUCCUCGUCGGCGGUGACCCUCGUUCGCAUUCGAAUAUUAUCCCUGGAUUCGAGUCAACGAAUCGAUCGUUGCGUCCAAGACGAUCUUCCGGAGGAGAGAUCGACCGUCAGCGAAAAAGAAGACAGCGAAACGACCGCGCGCGAUUAUCACGGUUCGCACGGAAGUUUGCUGUGGAUUAUCAUUCGAUUGGCAAAAAUCGUGCUUAAUCAUACCAUCGGUUGAUCGGCGAGAGUCGUCGGGUUACGGGGGGUGGGGGGGAAGGGGAGCCGGAACCAGGCGCCUGUCAAAGUGACAGUUCUCCCCCUUUGGCGGCCGAGGGAACCGUCCCGGAAGCAGGCUCCCGCUGAGGAAACCUUACGCUCUGCGUGACGAUCGUGCGACCCGACCGAUAUUCGAUAACAACGCGGUCGAAGAUCUCGGGGUCCGCGUUCCGCCCCACCUGACGACAACAAUCGCGCUCCGAGAAUGGCGUCGGGGUUCGGUGGACAGCGAGGUCUCGACGACGGUUCCUUUCCGCCGAACCGGGGCGGAAACCGAGCGACGCUCAAGCGACCGCUCAACUCGUCGAACGUCCUUCACGGCAUAGGCGGCACCCUGGAGGACAAGAGCAACGACUACCUGUGCCCCAUAUGCUUCGAGGUGAUCGACGAGGCUCACAUCACCCGUUGCGGUCACACGUUCUGCUACCGUUGCAUAGUGAGAUCGUUGGAGGUGAACUCGCGUUGCCCGAAGUGCACGUUCGCCCUCGGUCAGCAGGACGUAUUCCCGAAUUUCCUGCUGAACGAACUGGUGGCCAAGUACAAGACGAGGAUGAGGGGGAUCGCCGAGCUCCGACGGGGCCGCGGGGACGCCUGGGGGACGAUCGACGCCGAGGAGGGUUCGGGGGCCGCGUCGGGCGCCGCUCUCGCCCCUUCGAACGACGGUCUCAGGGAUUUCGUGGCGGCCGAGAGCGCCAAUCUGACGCUAUCCGACGUAAACGUGAUGCUGGGCGUACUCAACCAGAAGAAACUACUCCUGGAGGCCGAGUCGUGCGCCUCGCAGAACAAACUCCUUCACGAGUUUCUGAAACACUUGCUCCGCCGUAAGGAGGAACAGCGCAACCAGCUGAACAAAGAGGUGGCGCUGAUAAAACGCGACAUGACCGAGGUCGAAGGUAUCCUCAAACGUAUACAGAGCAAGUGUCCCAAGGUGGAGGACCUCAAUCUGUCGAUGGAGAACGACACCGCGCAGGUGUCAGCCAUCAAGAAGGACAUGAUAAACCUCCUCGGUAUGAUCGACUCCACGAUCGUCGGGCCCGACGAGCCCGACCUGGCCGCCGCCGCCGGCGUCGCCGACGGAGACGACGGCGCCGAGGGCUUUUCCGUCGGUCCUCGCGCCCCCGUCGCCAACUCCUCGUCGGGCUCCACCCUCGCCUCCAGGAGAAAACGGAUGCACGCUCACUUCGACGAUUUCGUCAAGUGUUACUUCGACUCGAGGGCGAAGGAGCUCCACUUCGGCCGCGACAAGGCGCAGCGGCAGACGGACGCCGCCCACUCCUCGUCCUCCGGGCUGACGGUGUUCAGGGAGAACCUGAUAAAGUUCUCGAGGUACAGCUCCCUCCGCCAACUGGCCACGCUCAACUACUCGUCGGACAUAUUCAACAGUUCGACGAUAGUGUCGAGCAUAGAGUUCGACAAGGACAGCGAUUUCUUCGCCAUCGCCGGUGUCACCAAGAGGAUAAAGGUGUUCGAUUACGGUGCGGUGAUACGCGACGCCGUCGACAUCCACUACCCCUGCGUCGAGAUGGUAUCCAGCUCGAAGAUAUCCUGCAUAUCGUGGAACUCCUACCACAAGGGUCUCCUGGCCUCCUCGGACUACGAGGGGACGGUGACCGUUUGGGACGCCGGUACCGGUCAGAGGACGAAGGCCUUCCAGGAGCACGAGAAACGAUGCUGGUCCGUCGACUUCAACGACGUGGACACGCGCCUCAUAGCCUCGGGCUCGGACGACGCGAGGGUAAAACUCUGGUCACUGAACGUCGAUCACUCGGUGGCCUCGCUCGAGGCUAAGGCGAACGUUUGUUGCGUUAAAUUCAACCCCAGGAGUUCGUGUCACUUGGCGUUCGGUUCGGCCGAUCAUUGCGUCCACUACUACGACUUGAGGAACAUGAAGGACGCCCUCUGCGUGUUCAAGGGUCACCGCAAGGCGGUCUCUUACGUGAAGUUCGUAAACGGGGAGAAUAUCGUCUCGGCCAGCACCGACUCGCAGCUGAAAAUGUGGAACGUCAACGACUCCCACUGCCUGCGUUCGUUCGUCGGUCACGUGAACGAGAAGAAUUUCGUUGGACUCGCAACGGACGGGGAUUACGUCGCUUGCGGUUCGGAGAACAACGCCCUUUACGUUUACUACAAGGGACUCUCGAAGCAACUGUUCUCCUACAAAUUCGACGCCGCCCGCAGCGUGCUGGAACUCCAGGAGCGAAAGGAGGAGGAAAUCAACGAAUUCGUGUCGGCCGUGUGCUGGAGACAAAUGUCGAACGUCGUGGUUGCCGCCAAUUCGCAGGGGAUCAUAAAAAUCCUCGAACUCGUCUGACCGGAUUGAGUGGAGCGGCGGCGGCGGCGGCGGCGGCGGCGGGGGAGGUAACCUUCGCUCCACCCGUUCCUCGGGGUGUCCGUCGGGGCCGGAAGCUCGAAGAAUGUCGACGCGGGGGUGCGCGGAUGGUAGAACUUUUCCGUUGAGUCGCGAGUUUGGAACACCGGAGCUUUUUUCGCGAAGGGUCGAAUACGGAGGGAUCGUCGAUCGGAAAUAAGGUAUCCACACAGAGCCUCGGGUCGUUUUCUCGGCCGGACUUCCUGAGAACUUCGGUUCUCUUCGCCUUGCGGAAAUGAAAAAGAAAAAAAAACAAAAAAGACGCAUAAGAAUCGCCACUUUUUUUUUUCUUGCAGCUCGAUUUAUUUUCCGGAACUCUACGAACCCCGGCUGACCAUCGUUCGCGAUACGUCACAGGUGGCUAAAUGUAUGAUGUGUGUAUAUAAAAUUCUCGUCGAUAUUCCCCUCCCCCUUUCGGUAGGACUGAGGGAAGACGAUGAACUUGUAAAAAAAAAAAUUCGAGCGCAAAAUACGAGCAGCUCUAUUGUAAAUUACUUAAAUUUUUUUUUUUUUGACUUUCCAAGACAUUGCUGCGAAUCAAUAAAAAAAAAAAAAACUUCCACGCG